AUGUGCUCCCCCUGCCACCUUAAACUUCUGAUAGUUGGCGCGAUUGGCGCGAUUCUUAUUCCAAUCAUCGCAGGACUAGUGAUCGUUUGCAUACUUAUCGCAUCGGCAUUGGGCUUGAUUGACUGGGGUCGCUCUAGCUCCAAGAGGCAAGCGAUUGCCAAGGUCGAUCUAAUCCCAGAUUUAAGUGAGAAACCAGCCUCUCGGAUUAUGGAAAACGUACUCCGUACCGAAACUGAUAUUGAGGGGAAAAGACGCCUUGAAAUUGAGAUCGACUUCCUCGAGGAAAUGUUGCAUGCUCGCAGAGACAAGCUUGCACAGGUCAGUUAA
Messenger RNA from Penicillium verrucosum, 327 nucleotides. RefSeq lists its product as uncharacterized. The transcript has a single exon. The coding region runs from base 1 to 327 and encodes 108 amino acids. The record is from RefSeq and is a predicted model, not a curated record. Lineage: Eukaryota; Fungi; Ascomycota; Eurotiomycetes; Eurotiales; Aspergillaceae.